Microtus ochrogaster (prairie vole) is the source of this 4087-nucleotide messenger RNA. RefSeq names its product growth differentiation factor 11 (gene Gdf11). Gene Ontology annotation, cellular component: extracellular region. Lineage: Eukaryota; Metazoa; Chordata; Mammalia; Rodentia; Cricetidae. Gene Ontology annotation, molecular function: growth factor activity; cytokine activity. The record is from RefSeq and is a predicted model, not a curated record.
AUGGCCUUCGGCCGACUGCAACCCCCACCGAGAGUGUCACGAGAGCCACGCACCUCCCGCUCCGUCCCGGUUCGAGCCCCCGCCCCCAUCCCCGAGCCCGCGGAGAGCGGUGCAUUGGUCAAAGCAGCUAAGGAAUACAUUAGUGAAAAGGGCCCUGCUCUGUUCGGUGUCACCAAGCGAGGGUUACAAGCAGAGGAAGGGGUGAUGACCAACUCUAUUAGAAUGCGCUCGAGCCGGCCGGCCCCGUCCGCUGCGCCGGAGCCGGACGGCUGCCCCGUCUGCGUUUGGCGGCAGCACAGCCGCGAGCUGCGCCUGGAGAGCAUCAAGUCGCAGAUCCUGAGCAAACUGCGGCUCAAGGAGGCGCCCAACAUCAGCCGGGAGGUGGUGAAGCAGCUGCUGCCUAAGGCGCCGCCGCUGCAGCAGAUCCUGGAUCUGCACGACUUCCAAGGCGACGCGCUGCAACCCGAGGACUUCUUGGAAGAGGACGAGUACCACGCUACCACGGAGACGGUCAUAAGCAUGGCCCAGGAGACGGACCCUGCAGUGCAGACAGAUGGCAGCCCUCUCUGUUGCCAUUUCCACUUCAGCCCCAAGGUGAUGUUCACAAAGGUACUGAAGGCCCAGCUGUGGGUGUACCUUCGGCCUGUACCCCGCCCAGCCACAGUCUACCUGCAGAUCUUGCGACUGAAACCCCUAACUGGGGAAGGGACCGCAGGGGGAGGGGGUGGAGGCCGGCGUCACAUCCGUAUCCGUUCACUAAAGAUUGAGCUCCAUUCACGGUCCGGCCACUGGCAGAGCAUCGACUUCAAGCAAGUGCUACACAGCUGGUUUCGCCAGCCACAGAGCAACUGGGGCAUCGAGAUCAACGCCUUUGAUCCCAGUGGCACAGACCUGGCUGUCACUUCCCUUGGGCCAGGAGCUGAGGGGCUGCAUCCUUUCAUGGAGCUUCGAGUCCUAGAGAACACAAAAAGGUCCCGGCGGAACCUAGGCCUGGACUGCGAUGAACACUCGAGUGAGUCCCGCUGCUGCCGAUACCCUCUCACGGUGGACUUUGAGGCUUUUGGCUGGGACUGGAUCAUCGCACCUAAACGCUACAAAGCCAACUACUGCUCCGGCCAGUGCGAGUACAUGUUCAUGCAAAAGUAUCCACACACCCACUUGGUGCAACAGGCCAAUCCAAGAGGCUCCGCUGGGCCCUGCUGCACCCCUACCAAGAUGUCCCCAAUCAACAUGCUCUACUUCAAUGACAAGCAGCAGAUUAUCUACGGCAAGAUCCCUGGCAUGGUGGUGGAUCGCUGUGGCUGCUCCUAAGGUGUGGGCUACAGUGGAUGCCUCCCUCAUAGACCCUUCCCCAAGACCCCAGCCCUGGUCCCCAUUCCCCCAAGCCCUAGAGUGCCCUCCACCUCUUCCCAUGAACAUCACACCUUGUUCCCUGACCAAGCAGUGUGCAAUACAACAGAGGGAGGCAGGUGGGGAUGGAGGGUGAAGGGCUGGGAGAAAGGAAGGGCAGUCAGGGUGGAGUGUACCUGAGAUUUGCAGGUGAGAAGGCUUGGCAAGAAGACGAGAUGUAGAGACAGAGGAAGAAGAUGGAAGGAUAGAGACAGAGGAGCAAACAGAGCAACACUGAGAAGGCGAAGGAAUAGAGGCUAAAGACAGACAAGGAGAAAGAGACUGAAAUGAGAGUAAAAUGAAAGCCCUGCCCCAAGCCUCCUUUCUUCUACCAGCAAGGUGAGGCUUGCUAUAGAUUGGGGAGUUCCCCUGACAACUCAGUAGGAGUAAAUCAGAAGUCCAUUCUUAGCUUCUUCCCUCUCCUUCCAACAGUAGCCAGAAGUGAAAUAAGGAUGGGGCAAAGGAAGGACCUGGGAAUUUUUUUAUUUAUUUAUUUAUUAUGACUUUUUUUUUUUUUUGGUAUUUGGCUUUACUGGAAUAGGAGGGACCCUGCCCACUGUGCCCCAUUGGUCCCGUACUCCCCAAACCCUGCUCUCCCCAACACCAACCUCCUUAAGCACUUGUAUUAAGCCUCCAGGGUUGGGAAUGGGAGCAAAGGGCAAGAGGGUGGACACAUGGAAGCUUCGAACCCAUAAUCACCCUAACCAACCUUCUUGAGCCAAACGGGUUGAGCUGAGUGGUCAUGGAAACAGAAAAAAGUUCAGACUUAAGAGCUGGGGGGAGGGGAACCUCAACAUCCAGAUCUAUGAGAGCUACUAAACUACCCCUCAGGCCUACCUUAGUUGUGGUACUAUUAGCCAGAGGGCACAGCCUGCUUAUCCCCAAUCCCCCUCAGCCAAGAGACCAAAGAGCCUGUGGAAUGCCCCUGCUCUCAGCCUCUAUCUUCAGGUCAAUAAAAAUUAGAGAUCCCAGAGUCCCCCCAGGUCUGGGAAGGGUAAAGGGUCAAAAAAAUAGUAACGAGGCUGAAGGUUAUAGGGCAUCUGAAUCCAAAUCACUGCUCUAGGCUAGGGAGUACAGCCAGCAGACCAAGUGGACGGGACUCUGAAGGGGACAUUUUAGUCCCCAACCCCAAAGCUCAGGGUGGAAGAAGGGAGGACAAGGGAGAAGAGUGUCUAUAAUUUUAUUUUUUAUUUUUGGAAUAUAGCAGUACCUGACAGCAGGGAUGGGACAGUACAGGCAUGUGACAAGGCCAGUUACAGCAGAGGAUGGGAGGAUGGAGAAUCCUUGGUUUGGAAGGCUUAGGAAGCAGGCAAGCGAUUAGCUGCCACUUCAAGUCACUACCUGGGCCCAUUCAUUCCUCCCACAAUCCGACCCACCCUCCUCUGGACUCACUGUGCCUCAGUGUCUUCCCCUUGAUGGAAUGAGAAACAGCAGCACCCGCCACAGCCAAGAGAUGAAUUCUGAGCACUUACCACGGGCACUUUAUGGACAUAAAAUACCUCUCGCUGUGGGACUAGAUAACCAGGGCACCACAAUGGUGGUGACGAGAUGUGAGGCUCCAAGGAGUCAGGCUUCAGAGCACAAGUACCCUCUGCCUCCCAGCUGGACAAUGCCUGAAGCCAAGGAGUUGAAAUCUCCAUCCCCUAACCAUACCUCACCUGUGGCCUCUUGGCUCCAGACAAGAUCUUGAGAGGAUGGGGGAAGAGAGGGAGAUUACAGCAACAUGAUCAUGAGUAGAGCCAGACAUGACGUAGAAAAGUACUGAACCGAGGUCUGUGCUUCCUGAGAUCAUGCUUCUCUCACUUGGGCCAGACCAUAGGAAGGAAAAAGGUGUGUGACUAUCCUUGGUACCUAACUCCUAUCUCACAGAGAAAAGGAGGUGUCUCCUACAAGGAAUGGACAAGGCUGUCAAGCCUUUCAACUCACUUCCCAUGUAGUAGCUGUUAGUCCCAAGCCUCUCUCUGGUCCUGUUCUUCAUCUCUUUUUCUACCCCAUCUUAAAGAACAAGACGCACUUGACCAUCACCACCAACCACACUUCUUGGUGGAGGAGAGCAAUAGAAGGCAGUGAGAAGAUGCUUUCCUCCAAGGUCAAAUGUCUGUUGAUCUUGGGAAAGGUAAGGGCUGGAUCAUUAGGUUAUCAGGUAAACUUCUCUACUAUAGUUUAGAGAGCUGGGGCAUUAAACUUCAAAUACUGCCUCUUUAUCACCACCAAGUAAAUACCUUUCCAGGGGGAAAAGGUUCUCUUUUGAAUACAAACCUGAGUUAAGCCUCAGUUUCCUGGUCUUUUCUAUCCCCUAAGAGGCUUGAGGACAUGGCCUAGCAAUUCAGCGGGAGCUGGCACUUCCCACACCUUACCUGUGUGGACUAGCCAGUGCCCCUCUGAAAGUGUCAUUCAUUAUUAGUGUAAUUCUUAACUUUGUGUAUCUGUUACAUCAUGUGUGUGAUUGCCUUUGUUUGUUAAGGGUAUUUGAGGAGUAUGGGCUGACAGGGGCACUGGAAUGCCAGGAAAGGACUUCUUCACUGACAUCAAGGUUUAGGAAGGAACCAUUGCAAAAGGCCAUCAGGCAGUUUUCAAGUUAUGUGACAGAGGGCAAAGAUGGCCAUAGGGUGCUCUGAGUUUUGGAACGGUCACAUGACACAAUCCAGCACUUGAACCUGAAAAAAGAAAAAUAAAAGCAGUCAAAGAGUUUAGAAUU